AUGCCUGAAAAAAUAUUAGGUGGAGACACCGAUCGACCUGAAAUUGUAACCAUACCAGUUACUCAAUAUGUCUGUUCAAUCUUACCUGUUGAACAAAUUGAAAAACUGAGUCUAUGUGUAGAUUAUCAAGAAGCACUCCGUAAAAAAAUUGAACAAGAGGAUAUUGCUAGUCAAUCUUCUAUUGGUGAUUUCUUAAAUUUUACUAAUAAUACGAAAUUUUCUGCAGAAACCGCACCUGUAAAAACUCACCAUAAUCAUCAUCGUAGUAAACGUUUUAUACAACUACUCAUCGGUAUUACUGUUGGUGUACUAAGUCUUCUUUUUACGGGAGGUGUAGCUGUCUAUAACUCAAUCAAAGGAGCACAACUGAGUAACCGAGUGUCAGAAAUCCAAGGAUCUGUUUCGGAUACGAACAAACAGUUACAUAGUUUAGAAGUUUCUGUAUUUACUAAUACAAAUAGUACAGUUCAGUUAGCACGCUCAUUUAGUAAAGCUCAAGAAAAUAUGGAUGUCAUGCGAACUAAUGCUGACACCAUAGCUAAUCAUGUUUCCCGGCUAGAUUCUUUUGCCGAGGCGCAGACGCGCUUUAAUUUAAAAACUCACGCAGAACAUGUUUACGAGAGAAUGAAGAGCUCCAUGCGACGGAUCGAGAGCAAUGAUCUUAAUUUAGAUUUUCUUGGAAUGACAGAACAAAAUGAAGUUAUAGAAAUUACCUAUGAGCAUCUUAAACACUCUAUGCCCACCACGAGAGAAUCGAAAGCCACAUUUAUAUCGCGCAUGCUAUUUGCGCAGACUGUACAUUUUUUGCCAUCAGAAAAUGAAUUACAUACUAACGAUACUACAGGAUAUUAUCCAGAGCAUUUAGGCAACAUCGUUGUAGUAUCUUAUUUUACAGUUCUAAAAAUUGACGCCAAUGAUAAGAUUCAGGUUUAUAAACUUACCGCCUUGCCAUUCUUUAUCGCUGGGGAAGAAAAGGGAAAAGAACUUUUUGGAUUACCAAAAGUCAUAGGCUUAUCCAAUAGUGGAUAUAUUGAAUGGCGAGAGAUAAUAGAAACAAAAGUAUGUGAUUUUGGGGAUUACACAGUUUGUCGAGAACCGCCACUUGUUCAAAAACGUAUAAAUAAUAUGUGCCUAGAACAAAUAAUUUCCACCGAACGUUCAUUUCAUUGUCAGGUUCAGAAUUCUGUUUAUAGUUCUCCACAUUUUGAAAAAAUAGGAUCCAAUGUAAUGGCAUUGUCUACACGGACACCUAUAAACUGCACUAAAAGCUGUAAUGAUACCUUUUAUUGUGAAGGCAAUAUAAAUUUUAUGGGAGAUAGGCGAUGUCAGACCUUACAGCCAUAUAUAAUAAAAACUAUUAAUGAGGAUAUUGUGCCAGUCAUCGAUUCGAUUCGUCCAUUAAAUAUAACUCUACCUAAAGUAUAUCCCUUUGCCACAGAUAAAAACCUCUUGCUUACUUUAGAAGAGCAAGUGAGAAUUCAGGAAAAAAAUAUGAAAGAAACAGAAAAUACUGGUAAUAACUUGUCUCGAUUAGGAAAUCAAAGUGCAACAAGACCUCUCGUUAUUAUCCUCACUGUUGCACUGAGUAUUCUCGCCAUAAUAGCUAUUCUAAUUGUGCUCUAUUUCAUCUAUAAAUGUCGUGCAAAAUUUCAUAACUCACCUACAUCAAUCAUUAACAUUAACAAUACAAAAGAUCAACCAAUCAAACCAACAACACCAUCAUCGCAAGAGAAUAUGGGUAGUCUCUAUGACUUAUUAAGAGCAUUUUCACAAAACAAACAAAAUAAAUCAUAA
Adineta steineri is the source of this 1794-nucleotide messenger RNA. Lineage: Eukaryota; Metazoa; Rotifera; Eurotatoria; Adinetida; Adinetidae. The record is from the annotation of a GenBank genome assembly.